Messenger RNA from Chrysoperla carnea, 2730 nucleotides. Its product is annotated as zinc finger protein 62 homolog. The transcript has 4 exons. NCBI's taxonomy places the organism in Eukaryota, Metazoa, Arthropoda, Insecta, Neuroptera, Chrysopidae. Bases 1 to 2124 code for a protein of 707 amino acids. The record is from RefSeq and is a predicted model, not a curated record.
AUGAGCUAUGGAAGACGAUUUUUGGAAAAAUUAGAAAUUCAAGAUGGAAUAUUAUUUGAAAGAAAUGCAGAUCGAACAAUUCAAGUUAACAACUCAGUUUUUAUAAAAGAAGAAAACAUUAAAAUCGAACAAGUACACACAGAAUUAUUAAUAAAAGAAGAAGAUAUCGAAGAAGCCGAAGAACAUUUUACGUGUGAUAAAUUUAUUGAUAAAAGCCAAUUAACUCGGCAUAAACGAAUUCAUACAGGUGACAAACCUUUUGUUUGCGAUGUUUGUGAUAAAAGAUUCGCCGCAAAAGUAAAUUUAGUUGUACAUAAACGAAUUCAUACAGGAAAAAAACCUUUUGCAUGCGAUUUAUGCGAUAAGGAAUUUAUUAUACGUCAAUAUUUAGUUUCUCAUCGACGAAUUCAUACGGGGGAGAAACCUUUUGUUUGUGAUUUUUGUGAUAAAGCAUUUAAUCAGAAGACAAGUUUAGUGAGUCAUAAACGUGUUCAUACGGGUGAAAAACUGUUUGCUUGUGAAGUUUGUGAUGAAAAAUUUAUUCAUAAAACAAGUUUAAUGAGACAUAAACAAAUUCAUUCGGGAGAAAAACCAACAUGUAGUGUUUGUGAUAAAAAAUUUACGGACAAAUCAAGUUUAAUUAGACAUGAACGAAUCCAUACGGGAGAAAAACCAUUUGUGUGUGAUUUAUGUGAUGAAAAAUUCAAUCAGAAAACAAGUUUAGUCUCACAUAAACGAAAACACCACAUUGGAGAAAAUCAAAAAAUAAUUACAAUGGAAGAAUUACAAACAGAAUCAAAAAUUAAAGCAAUUGAAGGUAAAGAAUCAAAAUACAAAAAUAUAAUAUUUGAGACAAAUGCAUCCAGAAAUCAAACAAUUCUGGUAGAAAACAUUAAAAUCGAACAAGAAUUAAUUCACACCGAAUUAAUAAUAAAAAAUGAAGAAACCGAAGAUCACGGAUUUGCCUGUGAUGUGUGUAAUAAAAGCUUUAACAAGCAUUACUUUUUAGUAAAACAUAAACGACUUCAUACGGGUGAGAAACCCUUUACAUGUGCAGUUUGUGAUAAGAAAUUUAUUGAUCGAAGCCAAUUAGCAAGGCAUGAACGAAUUCAUACCGGGGUGAAACCUUUUGUGUGUGAUAUUUGUGAUAAGAAAUUUACACAACGUGCAAAUUUGGACACACAUAAACGGAUUCAUACGGAAGAUAAAUCUUUUACUUGCGAUAUUUGUAACAAAACAUUCGGUGAAAAAGCAAAUUUAGUUGGGCAUAAACGAAUUCAUGCAGGGAAAAAACCGUUUGUUUGUGAUGUUUGUGAUAAGGAAUUUACGAAGCAACAAAAUUUAGAUAGUCAUAAACGAAUUCAUAACGGGGAUAAACCUUUUACGUGUGUUGUUUGUGGUAAAAAAUUCACACAAAAAUCUAGUUUAGUCGCUCAUAAACGCAUUCAUGCAGGAGAAAAACCUCUGGCAUGUGAUCUUUGUGAUGAAAAAUUUAUUCACAAAAUAAGUUUAGUAAGACAUAAACAAAUUCAUUCGGGAGCAAAGCUAACAUGUCCUGUUUGUGAUAAAAAAUUCACCGAUAAGUCAAGUUUAAUUAAUCAUGAACGAAUUCACACUGGAGAAAAACCGUUUGCGUGUAAUUUCUGUGAUGAGAAAUUCACUCAUAAAACAAGUUUAGCUGGUCAUGAACGAGUUCACACUGGAGAAAAACCUUUUGUGUGCGAUGUUUGUGAUGAAAAAUUCACGCACAGAUCAAGUUUACUUCUACAUAAACAAAGUCAUUCGGGAGUAAAACCUUUUGCUUGUGAUAUGUGUGAUAAACGAUUCACGGACAAAACAAAUUUAGUUGCGCAUAAACGAAUUCAUACAGGAGAAAAACCUUUUGCGUGUGAUUUUUGUGAUAAGGAAUUUAUUUCACGUAAAUAUUUAGUUCUUCAUCGACGAAUUCAUACGGGGGAAAAACCGUUUGUUUGUGAUUUUUGUAAAAAAGCAUUUAAUCAGAAAACAAGUUUAGUUAUUCAUAAAAGAAUUCAUACGGGAGAAAAACCUUUUGCUUGUGAUGUUUGUGAUCAAAAAUUCUCUCAGAAAAUAAGUUUAGUUAGACAUAAACAAACUCACGUAUGAAGAAUCGGCAACUCAGCCGAUCCCAGCUGAGUGCAUACAGUAAUCGUAGACAUUGGGAAGGCCCCGAACCAUUUUCGUCGUGUUCAAGAGUUGUUGGGUCGUUAUUUUUAAAAUCGUAUCGAUUUUCCAGUAUCGCUGGAAAAUAAAUGUUUGGGCUGGGAUCAUCGAUGAUUUAGUUGUUAGUAUGUACACAUUAAAUGCUCACUUUACCGCGAAUGUAAGGAAGCAUCUUGUUGAAACUAUCCCGAGCAGGUGGAUUGGUUGGAUGGGUCCGAUAGCGUGGCCAGCACGUUUUCCAAACUUAAAUUGAUUGGAUUAUUUUCUGUGGGACUACGUGAAAAGAGAUAAUGUACAAAAGAUCAACUAUCGACGCAGAAGACUGCAGGCAGCGGAUAGUACAAGCUUCUGAAGAGGUUCGGUUCGUAAAUAAUAUUUUACGAAGAGCAACGUGGAUUAUUGAAGACCAAUGGAGGCAUGAAUUAUGGAGCGUUUAUUUAUCACUUUUUCCGUAUUUGAAGAACUCCAACGAUUACCAAAACACAACGAGUUUUAUCGAUGGUGAGGAUUUUCUUUUAGGAGUUUUAUACUCAUUUGAAGAAAGUUUGA